Anopheles coluzzii is the source of this 3322-nucleotide messenger RNA. RefSeq names its product facilitated trehalose transporter Tret1-like. The record is from RefSeq and is a predicted model, not a curated record. The transcript is spliced from 6 exons. NCBI's taxonomy places the organism in Eukaryota, Metazoa, Arthropoda, Insecta, Diptera, Culicidae. Gene Ontology annotation, cellular component: membrane. Gene Ontology annotation, molecular function: transmembrane transporter activity. Gene Ontology annotation, biological process: transmembrane transport. Bases 1363 to 3096 code for a protein of 577 amino acids.
CAGGCUAAAGCGUGCAAUGGAUUUGUGUAAUUUAAUCAUCUCUAAGCUUGAUUACUGCGAAAGAUAAUGCAUCCUUUAUCUCGCACUGGCUUUAGAAUGGUGGAAAGCGAUAGGUGGGAAAUAUCAAUGCAAGUAGUGCACCCAUUAUCUGCAAUGGCCUCAUCACCAUCAGCCAAUGCAAACGAACCGGAAGCAACGAAGCUGCAUGGACAAACAACACAAACGCAAACGGUUUCCAUUUUCACUACCCACCUUCUUAUCAAUCGGUCGUCUAUUUUCCAUCUCUCACCAUCCUCCCCCACCCUCAUGGUCUACAUUUUUUCCAACCUACGGUAAAAGAAGACUACAAUUAGACUGCAAAUCGCGCGCUCGGUCAUAAUGCAACUGCGGAUUCGCUACUCCGGUGCAAGGUCGUCAAGGCAGUUGCGAAAUGCCUGCCUGCCUGCCAGCCUGCUACUACCCGUUGACCCUUCUGCCGAGAGCAAAAACCAUGAACCAUCCACGGGCGGCACAAUGGCCGCAGCUUUUCUUAGCAAUAUGCUGGUAUAUUAUGCUGCCGCGAUACCGCAAGAUCACUAGGCGUGCAUGUGGCACCACUCAAACACGGUCGCUCGGUCGGUCGCUCGGUCGGUCGGUCAUCCCUUCCCCUUUUGUCGUCCACGGGCUUCGUGGUCGGUGAUCGUUCGUACGGCUCCGGGGCCCGGCCCGUGCGGUGGGUACGGUUUUCAGCCUCCGGGACCAUAACCGCGGUUCAGUUUGAAUUACACCAUCGGACGGCUCACACGCACUGCGCUGUCGAGUGGCUCGUGUGCCUGGCUAACACAGACGCGUGAGCAAACAGCUCGAGUUCGAACUCCACCACCGACGGACAAACUUUAGGCCCGCGGGCAACAACAUAUCACGCGUGCGACAAGUGUGAAAGUAAAAGUGUGUCGCACGGAAAUUCGGCAACAAACAACGCACAAAACAACAACGGAAAGGACAGAUGUUUUUUUUGCGCAGGAAGGAAGCAGUGGAGUAGUGCAGUGAAGCGGCAUUUGUGUGUGAAGGUAUCCAAAAACAAACUCGUCAAUGUAGAUCGUUGUUGAUCGCGACUUUGUGUUUUGGGCCUUUUCAAAAUUGUUUAAAAAUAGUGCGCAAAUACUACGCAGUCCAUCGACGUGACCUGGACCAUCGAGCCCGUGGGUUGGAAAAUGUCGAUCCACUAACAACAGUACGCAGCAGCAGCAGCAGCAGCAUCGAAAGCGACCAAUUAUUAUCAAUCGUACUAGAUUGUGCACUCAUCAUCAUCGUGCGUUGUACUCAAGAAUUGAUCCUGCUAUCAUUAUCUGAUCUACGAAACCAGGCGUUCCGAGUUCCAUCAUGGGCAAAACGGCCUACACAAUAAAUGGCUCCACCAACGGGCGGGACGAGAAAAAGGUGCGACCUGACGACAAGAUGGCAACACGGCUCGACGGUAACGAUAAGCAGCAGCAGCAGCAGCAGCGACAGGAAGUGAGCGCGUUCCGCCGCAUCCUGCCACAGAUACUGGCCAGUACGGCAAAAAAUUUCCUCCUGCUUGAUCUCGGCAUGGCGGUCGCCUUCCCGACGAUCGUCAUUCCCGCACUGCGGGGCAUAAAAAAUCGCGCCCCGGACGAGUUUCUCCACUUUACACCCCAGCAAGCGUCCUGGUUUGGAAGCAUUGCCUACAUCUGCCAACCGGUGGGAAGCGUUCUGUCCGGAAUCAUUCUCGAGCCGCUCGGGCGCAAGCGAUCGAUGAUUCUGGUCAACAUUCCGCACAUUAUUGGCUGGUUUAUGUUGCACUUUGCUGGGUCGCUGGAGGAAAUGUACACGGCGGCCAUACUGCUCGGACUGGGCGUCGGCUUCAUGGAAGCGCCGAUCGUGACCUAUGUUGGGGAAAUUUGUCAACCAUCGAUCCGCGGCAUUCUGACGUCCUGUGCCGGUGUGGCCGUGAUGUUGGGCUUCUUCAUGGUGUAUUUGCUCGGGACGGUAACCACCUGGCGUACGACGGCGGCCAUUUGUGGUGUCAUUCCGAUCGCCACGAUGAUUGCGAUCUGCUUCGUGCCCGAGACGCCGAUGUGGCUGCUGUCCAAGAACCGGGCGGACGAUGCACUCAAGUCGCUGCAGUGGCUGCGUGGCUGGGUGUCUCCGAAGGCCGUCGAGCAGGAGUUCCAGGAGAUGAAGCGCUACAGCCUGCAUUCGGCAAAGUGUGCCAUCUGCGAGAAGAGCGGUUCGACGACCACCUGCCAGCAUCCCCCGCUAACCGAGUGGACCAAGCUGAAGGAGCUGACGAGGAAGCGUAACCUGCGCCCGUUCGUGCUGGUGAUGCUGUUCUUCGUGUUCGGUCAGCUGAGCGGGCUGACGGGGAUGCGACCGUAUCUGGUGCAAAUCUUCCAGGCGUACGGUGUGCCGCUGGACGCGAACUGGGCCACCGUGUCGACGGGCUUGCUCGGGCUGAUCGCUAACAUCGUGUGCAUGGUGAGCAUCAAGUUUGUGGGAAAACGGCGGCUCGCCAUUACGUCGAUGGCGGUCACAGCGCUGUCGUGCAUUUCGCUGUCCAUCUACGCUUUCAACACGUUCCCGCCCGGUUGGACGUCGUUCGAUAACCAUCCCGGUACGAGCCACAUCACAUCGAUGGGCUACAUUCCGAUGGUGCUGUUCUUCAUGCUGGCGUUCUUCACCAGCGUUGGCGUGCUGCCCGUGCCCUGGAUUUUGCUCAGCGAAGUGUUUCCCUUCAGAAAUCGCAGCCUGGCGUGCGGUAUUACGGCCGCCCUGCACUACGUCAUGUCGUUUGUGACGACCAAAACGUACUUCAACCUGGAGAGUGCGCUCUCGCUGCCCGGUGUCAUCCUGUUCUACGGCGUGAUGGGCAUGGUCGGGCUCGCGUUCGUGUACUUCUUCCUGCCGGAAACGGAAAAGCGCACGCUGGAGGACAUCGAGCUGUACUUCUCCGACAACAAGCGCAAGCUGACCGACAUCUACAUUCCGCGACGAAACCGGGACGAGGAAAUGGUGGCCGUCGUGUCCAAGCUGGCCGAGAAAGCGAUGGAAAAGCAGGGCAUCGACAACGCCGUCUUUACGGAGGGCGAUAAAUAACCGUAAAACCCGUAUCUAAUUCCUGAAUUGCUGUAUAGUUGUGUAAGCUUAAUUUUAUUUCUUAGACGAUCGUUAAGACCGCUACCACGAAACCAGACUGGAUCCCGUGCGGAGGAAAAACGAACUGGACCCUUCCUCUCCACCAUUCUCGCUCAUGCGCUCAUUCCUCUAUGUAUGCCAUAAAGAACAAAUAAAGUAAACCAUUAUCCUUCUCUUACCACCGUAA